This is a messenger RNA of Phyllostomus hastatus (greater spear-nosed bat), 1458 nucleotides long. RefSeq names its product syndecan binding protein 2 (gene SDCBP2). Gene Ontology annotation, cellular component: cytoplasm; plasma membrane. The coding region runs from base 155 to 1033 and encodes 292 amino acids. The transcript has 9 exons. The record is from RefSeq and is a predicted model, not a curated record. Gene Ontology annotation, molecular function: protein binding. NCBI's taxonomy places the organism in Eukaryota, Metazoa, Chordata, Mammalia, Chiroptera, Phyllostomidae.
GAGUCAGCUGACCAGGGGACGGGCUCCACCCUUUUGGGAGCAGGAACCCCGCUGGGACAAGGGCCGCCACUCUCCAGGGGAAGCACAGACUCUCAGCAGCAGCUGGAGAAGGACGUCGCAGCUCCUGGCCUGCAGGGUGUUUCAAGGAGCAGUCAUGUCCACCUUGUACCCAUCUCUGGAGGACCUGAAGGUGGACCAAGCCAUUCAGGCCCAGGCUAGAGACACACCCAAGAUGCCCACCUUGCCCACGCAGGAGACAGCUGCCCCGCAGCCGUCAGUUUUGUACCCCAACCUGGCGGAACUGGAAAAUUAUAUGGGUCUUUCCCUCUCCAGCCAAGAAGUCCAACAGAACCUGCCUCAGAUUCCAGACGCUGUCAGUACGGUGGUCUCUGGCCCCUUGCCCGGUCAGGUGGUGGCACCGGUGUCCGGGAACAACCUGGGUGUGCGGCGUGCGGAGAUCAAGCCCGGGGUGCGGGAGAUCCAUCUAUGCAAGGAUGAGCGUGGCAAGACCGGGCUGCGGCUGCGGGCCAUCGACAAGGGGCUCUUUGUGCAGCUGGUACAGGCCAACACCCCGGCAUCCCUUGUGGGGCUGCGCUUUGGAGACCAGAUCCUGCAGAUUGAUGGGCGAGACUGUGCCGGGUGGAGCGCAGACAAGGCCCACCGCGUGGUGAAGAAGGCAUCAGCCGAGAAGAUCGUCAUGGUCGUUCGGGACAGGCCGUUCCAGCGGACGGUCACCAUGCACAAGGAUGGCACCGGCCACGUGGGCUUCGUCAUCAAGAAGGGGAAGGUGGUCUCUAUAGUCAAAGGCAGUUCUGCGGCCCGCAACGGGCUCCUCACCAACCACUACGUGUGUGAAGUGAAUGGGCAGAAUGUGAUCGGGCUGAAGGACAAAAAGGUCACAGAGAUCCUGGCCAUGGCUGGGAACGUUGUCACCCUGACCAUCAUCCCGACUGUGGUCUACGAGCACAUGGUCAAAAAGUUGUCCCCGACCCUGCUCCACCACGGCAUGGACCACUCCGUUCCAGAUGUCUGAAGUCACGGGAGGGCAGCACGGCCCUCCCACCCUCCGGCAGGGAAGGGAGAGGCCUGCUGCCUGGGGGUGCACACAGGGGUGUGUUCCAGCUGGGGUGACAUCGGAUUGCGUCGCCUGUCAUUCAUGACACAGGCCUCCUCAGAGCCUCAGACUCCCGACAGCACUAAGGCAGGGCAGCGCCCGCGGGCAGCCUGCUCUCCAAGCGGUUGAAAUGCAUGGCACACUGGCAGGCCGGCCAGGCCUCUGGCAGUUGCAGCGUGGUCCCUCCCAAGAUGCUGCCUCUGCAAGAAAGACAGUCCCACGUGCUGAGAACAGAAACACGUUCUUUGUACGAGGUUUUUCUUUUUCCUCCACUCGAUCUUGGUCACACACUGUACAUAGUUAUAACUCCUGUCUUUUGAAUAAAGCUUUGGUUUUAAAUAAAA